Messenger RNA from Blastomyces dermatitidis ER-3, 4983 nucleotides. Its product is annotated as serine/threonine protein kinase. The transcript has a single exon. Lineage: Eukaryota; Fungi; Ascomycota; Eurotiomycetes; Onygenales; Ajellomycetaceae. Gene Ontology annotation, molecular function: ATP binding; protein serine/threonine kinase activity. The record is from RefSeq and is a predicted model, not a curated record. Gene Ontology annotation, biological process: autophagosome organization; peptidyl-serine phosphorylation; autophagy. Bases 1666 to 3576 code for a protein of 636 amino acids. Gene Ontology annotation, cellular component: cytoplasm; autophagosome.
CAAGGACCGACGCCUUGCCACUCCUUUGCAACGUCAUUGCCGCUAGGUGGUAGCAUCGCCGGAGGUACCGCCCAGGUACCCACGCCAGCGGCUGUCGGAGCGCCCCUUCACCGCCCCCAAUCUUUGCCGUUCUUUCUCCUUCUCCCCCGGAUCUUCAUUAUUCCAUCGUUCGUCAGUCAGUCAUCAUCAUCUCACUCGGCCAUCACAUCACAUCACCGUUCCUUUCCUCCUCCUCCUCCUCCUCCUCCUCGUCGUCGUCGUCUUCUUUCCUUCACCUUCUUCCUUUCCUCUCAUCUUCGUCUUCCGUCUUCCAUCCUUUUCUUCGUCCAUUGUCUCCUACCUCGACUUCGCCUCGUCAUCCCAUCUCCUCCAACCCCAACCCGCCACGAGCCAUCUCAAGUCCGGAAUGAGACUGCAUUAGCUUCAAGAGAACAAAUUACCUCAUAUGACCGUUACAGGUUGAACUACUUCUCUUGUUGAUUCGUUUCGUUGCAGUGCAAAUAUUCUUCCGUCCUUGUCCUCGCCUCCCUAGCUCCAAACGACACUUUCACCAACCAUCGAUCGCUAGCUUCCAUCAAGAACAACAAAGCAGCUUGUGUCUUCUGGUUUUCAGCCAACCGCCUGUUUUGUAGCAAGCGUCUUAUUUCUCCUUUUGCUUUCAGUAGUUGGUUGAGUUCUUCAGGGCAAAUAGAGGGACCUCGUUUCGUGUCCCAGACACCGCCAUAUCAAACUGCCAUCCGCGUCGUGAUCACAGUCAUCGAGCCGGCAACCCACACCCUCAGAUGUUAUCUGUUCGACAAGUGCAUCGAUAACAGACCUUCGAGUCGUCAGUGACGGUUUGCUACGCAGGCCCUUCGGACAUUAAACCCGCUCUGAGCCUACCUUGACGUGUGGAUCUCCUUUUCUGUCCGAAGCUUAGGCCAACCUUGCCUGUGUCGCCCUCUUGAUCCGUGACUCAUCGUCUUCUGUUAUUGCUGUCUGAACCAGUGUCCUCCCCCUUCCAUACAGAGUAAUUGGUUCAGCAACAACCUCCCGGUCUCCGACGAACCUUCCAGCCAGGUGUUCGAGGUUCCCCCUAUCGUCAAUAAUACAUCUCUCUAAUUCUUUUGGUUUCUUUUCCCAUCACGACCUUUUAACGCAGCGAUUUAAUCUCAACUCUCCUCUUAUUACCUCCUUUUGACGUUUCGCCAUACCUGUUUUCAACUAAUCGACCCUCGCCUGUCGAUUCCGCUCACUCUCUUUCCUUUUCUCUUUUUUUUCUUUUCGAGGAUCCAGUCCAGCCAUCAAAACUUCCCAGAUGCAAUCAUAACGGUCUUUACCCAUUUCCUACUCUCUUUACGUGUUGCGGCGGUUGCCUACCGACCACCAAGUCCCGGACGACAACAUUUCUUUUGUAUUCAUAUAUCGACCUUGAUCAUCUUGCUUAUAUGAGCCCCUGAUCCGAAGUUACGUUACGGUGUUUUCGCUCUUCUCAUCUCCCUCGCCUUUUGGACUCACCCGGUAUUCCUUUUUUCCCAUCCGGCGGAGGGGAUCUCAUAUUAUAUUUUAUACUUGCACAUCUAUCCCACUUGUCUAUAUAUAUCUCUUCUAUUUUUUGCUCUCUUUUCUUGUGCUUUUCGUUAGCCUUCAAAUCCUCGCCGUACCCCUCACUCCUCCCGCUUCUUCAUGGACUGCCAGUUCCCAGUGGAAGAUAUGGAUUUCCUGCGGGAUAAAUUUGUCGAAGGAGAGCUCCUCAAUAGCCGAUUCCGGACUGUGGCACCAUUGAAUCAUGGCUCGUUUGGAAUGGUGUUUCUCGCAGAUGACACCGUGACCGGCGAACAAGUUGCUAUCAAGUGUUUGACAAAAUCAUCCUCUGGCGACUCGUACCCUCUAGCCGUGGAUGAACGGUCCGAAGAGUUGGAAUGCCAUACCCGCCUGGGACACCACCCAAAUAUCGUUAACCUCCUCCACUCUUUUGAAACGGAAUCCCACAUAUUCUUGGUUCUUGAAUAUUGCUCGAUGGGAGAUCUGUACGAAGCCAUUAGGAACAAUCGUGGCCCUUUGGAAGUUGAGCAUGUCCGUGCAUUGAUGUUGCAGCUUGUUAGCGCUGUCGAGUAUAUGCAUUCGAAAGGCCUAUACCAUCGAGACAUCAAGCCUGAGAACAUCUUUCUCACUCACGACGGCUCGAUGAAACUUGGAGAUUUCGGCUUGGCCACCAGUAGCCCUUGGUCCUACGAGGCAUGCGUUGGAAGUGACCGUUACAUGGCCCCAGAACAAUACGAACCCACUCCGAGUGGUUAUUCGACUGAACAAGCCGACAUCUGGUCUGUUGGAAUUUGUCUUCUGAAUAUCUUGUUUGCGAGGAACCCCUUCGUUACCCCAACCGAAUCUGAUAUUUUCUUCGCCGACUAUACUCGCGACCGCCAGUCUCUCUUUGACAUCUUCCACAACAUGUCUCAAGACACUUUUGAGAUACUCUCCAAUGCCAUGGCACUUGACCCGAAAAAACGCUCGCUAUCUGGCAUUCGCGAAUCUAUCUUGCGUGCUGUCUGUUUCACUACUGACGAUGAGGUCCUUGAUGAUUUCUGCACCGAAGACCGUGAGAUUGUCGCCGCCAAUGCGGAUAGGGAACCACUUCGAACCCCCUCUAUCGCCAGCCCUCAUAUCAACCAGGGGGAUUCCUUUCCCUGGGCCAAAGCUUUGCAGGAGUCCCCAGCUCAACCGAUCAGACAACUCUCUGCCAUCCCAGAUACGGAAAGCUAUUCGGAAGAUUUGUUCUCAACCUCGGGAGCGGAGGCCAUGUCCUGGUUCUCCGUACAAGCCGGGUCACCCUCAAUUUCUGCCUUGGGUUCUACCUUUGGGACUUCGUUCAAGUCCAUGACCAUUCGACCAGCUGAGAAACGUUUCGCAGCUCAUUCUGACCCUGUCACGAUUAGCGGUUCUCUGCCAGAUCGUGCCGGAAGGCCAAUCCCAGCAAUGUCAAUGGUCUUUGGAAAGGGUAACAAUGAGAUGUCCAAGAGCUGGAGUGAUCUUUUUGAUGAAGAGGAAGAGGAGUCCAAGAAGGAAGUGAUGAGGCAACGAAAGGAACAAAACGCUCGCAGCUGGAGCCAGGAUAGCCAAAUGGAGAAGACAACACCCCGUCCGUCUGGUUUAUCCGAAGCCCAGGGCUCGUCAUCUGCUAAUUCUCGAUCCUCUUCCCCCAAUGACAAUCAAAAGAGCGUUGCGAUUCCGACUCCUCUAAAGCCAAACAAAGAUCUUGCAGAGAAUCACCUCCCUGGAUCCAGUUUCCAUUCGCCAAAGCACCAUCAAAAGCAAUCAAUCAUGGACAAAUGGGCAGCUCUCGGGAACAAACGACGCAAAUACCACCCCAACCAUGAACAUUCAUCGUGCUCGAGGAAGCAGAAGCAAAUGUCAAAAAGCUGGCGCAAGGAUGCAGGCCUAGGUUCUCCGGGUUUUGAGGACCGACACGUCGAUCAACAUUUCCUUGCCAUUGACUGGCGACGGGACCCUUUCGAAACUAUCAAACCGAAGAAAUAUUCGACCAUCAUCGAUGAUGAUUUCGAUUGGAUUGGUGGCUGGCACGACUUGCAUAUCUGAGAACUAUAACUGACAUACUCCCCUUAUUUCUUUUUUUCCCUCUCCAAUUCCCCCCCCCCCCCCCCCCCCUUCUUUGCUGGCGAUCCCCGAGCUGUUGGUUGUUCGCUGCCUGCCUGCUGCUGCUGCUCUUUCCCUCUCCACCUUCCCCGGUUGAAUCACUUUGAACCAUAUUACAAUUUAUUAACAUCAUUAUUCCUAAACUUCUCUCUAUUCUUUUUAACUGCCUUACCUGGUUUUCCGCUUGUUGUGGUGUAUACACAGCCUUUUUGUCUCAAAAAAAUUUCGCGCAUUUCCCCUAACUGAAGGCAAGGAUUGGCUUGCUCUAAGAAAGAUCAAUCUUCUGCUUGUACUAUAUAACACACGUUUUACAUCCGUUAUUGGGGCAUACAUUCAAUUGCACUGCGGAACCGAGCUGGUGUUGGUUUGGAAGAGAUUGCACAUUUGGUACACCUGGAGCGGCGUUUUCAACUUCAAUCGAUUCGUUUCUGCUGCAAUUCUGUUUUUGGGUUGUACCACCAUCAUAUCUGUGGUUCUUGUCGAAAUUAUUUGAGCCCUACCGUCGUUGUUUUCUUUUUCUACUACUAUAUUUUUAACCUUCUUAUCUUUAUUGUUUAACCCCAUUGGCCAUUGGCACGGGGCAAAAAACAUCACAUCCCAGCACAGCAAGCAGCAGUUUUGAUAUAUCGAACAUUUUUCAGGAGCGGAAGGAUCCAUGGCAAGAGUUCGGAAGAACGAGAGGACAACGAAAAGUAUACAUAUCUAUGUAUCUAUAUAAAAGAUAAAAAAGCCCGUGGCAUUUGAGCCAAAGAAAAAUGGGGGCGAGCGCAAUAUGUUUUCGUUUCCAUUUUGCACACACAUGUCAGCCACUUUUCCGAUCCUGUUUUGCAAAAGUGGAAGGGGGGUGUAGUUUAGUUUUAGUUUGGCCGCCUAGCGGUCAGGAAAACGAAAUGAAAAUAUUUUUUUCCCUCGAGAAGUGAGAGUUGUUGUUUUAUGUCAAUCUUAGUAACUUCGUGCCAUAGAUAGAUAUCCAUUCCAUGUUGCUUAACCCAAGACGUGAUAUAUAUAUAGAGUACAUUCUGUAUCGCGCGGCCAUAAGAGGGCGGGUGUGCUAGACACUGCUUUCAUGAAAUAUAAUGACAAUAAGUUAACGGCACAUUACAUACUCCGCCAUAAUGUACGCUGUCCCAUGUACAUGUACAUGUAGGAGAAAUAACAGCGCUGAAAUCCCCCAUCGUUUGUCUCCCCGCCGCCACCACGCCUGUUGGCUGUUGGUUUGGUGGUCUCCCUUUGGCGGCUCGCGUGGUCCCACUUUGGCGCCUGCCCCAGUGCCCCAUUUGUUUCUGCUCACCGACUCCGAUGUAGUUAGCAGUACUGCCAGUGUAGAGUAACUACAGCGCAAAGAAAUAU